AUGCGAAUGGCUUGGCUUAUCGUGGAACAACGAUUCGAAAAUGUCUAUUUUCCAAUAAUAAGUCCUAAUGUGACAUCUAAUAAUGCAACAUCACCACCUAUCGACUAUAUGAAUGAUUAUAGUUUAACUAAUUUGUGCUUAGUGGAUCUACUACCUUUCAGUUGCAAAAAAAUUCAGCAUACGGGACUUAUAGAAGAUCCUAGACCUUACAAAUUAGAUCCUGACAUUAAUUCAAAUACCAUGUUUUUGAACAUAUCAACCAACAACCAGAACACUUUAUUAUCGGAUUACUUUGAACUUACUAUUGAUUUAGAUGGUAACCAAUUGAAUGAUCCAGAAAAUUUAUAUCAUAUCAGUGGUAAACAUCCAAUACUACGUGGUCAAUGGCUUGUUUUAGAAUAUUCUAUAGUAAUUCAGUUAUAUUAUAAUGAUUCGCUAAAGGGUUUGUUUGGGUUUAACCCUGAUAAAAACUAUAUAUAUGUUGAUUUUAAAGAAAAAAGAGUAUUUCCUUUAGCAAAUGCAACAUACUCAAUGUUAGAAUUAGUACCGGGGGUGCCACCUGUUCUUUAUGAACAUGAAUAUACUCAAAAAACAUUUGAUAUGAUACUAUCUGAAAUUGGUGGAUUGUAUAUUGUGCUUAUUUCAUUACUAACAUUCUGUUUUGGUGCACCCAAACUUAGUCCAUGGAAUUGUUGUCAAAAGUAUUCGUUAUAUAGACCAAUACGUCGAUUUUCUAAAAUGGGGUUUGCUAAAGAAAAUAUCCCUAAAUAUAAAUUUGGAAUUCCGUUAGGUGAUCUAGAAAAUUCGAAAGAAAACCAAGGAAUUGAUGACCUUAAAAACCGAUUAGAUGCAUUAGAGCAUUUGUUAAAGGACAUUUAUCUUGAUACUAAUUUUCUAGAAAGCGUUGAAAAAACACGUAAAAAGAUUAAUGAAAUUGAUGAAGAAAAGGCAGAAAACCAAAAUACUGAAUAA
This is a messenger RNA of Dentiscutata erythropus, 972 nucleotides long. The record is from the annotation of a GenBank genome assembly. Lineage: Eukaryota; Fungi; Glomeromycota; Glomeromycetes; Diversisporales; Gigasporaceae.